Pimephales promelas (fathead minnow) is the source of this 9809-nucleotide messenger RNA. The record is from RefSeq and is a predicted model, not a curated record. Lineage: Eukaryota; Metazoa; Chordata; Actinopteri; Cypriniformes; Leuciscidae.
UAAAAAAGUUGAGGCUUCACUUAAUGUCUGCAGUCAGACAGUCAGCAUGAAUCUUCUCUCUUAAUAAAUAAAAUAUCACGAGCUGAAACUGGACACCAAAUCAAGGCAUGGAACCUGUUAUGAUGAAACUGAGAAUCAUAAUUAUGUUGUAUGUGACUUCUUCAUUUGAAGUACAAAGCCUGAGUCAUGCACAGACUGUGAGUGAGGAAGUACUUGGAGUAAAUACGUGGCAUACAAUGCUGCCACCUUACAUGGAUGAAAGUGGAAAUAACUUAAAACAAGAAGGACAGGUGAAUUGGAAAUCAUUCAAAUACUUGAUCAGCAUCAAAAUAAAUUCUUCAAGGGUAAUGGUACAGGAUCGCUUGAAGACACUUCUUCAAGGAUACUCAUUUCCAUAUAGUGUCGGCCAAAAUGUCAUCGUGACCAAUAUGAAUCUCAGAACAACUCCUCCUUUAAAACUGUUCAAGUACACAACUGAUAUAAAAAUCAAUGCUUCAAGAGAAGGAGUGAUAGAACAAUUGAGGGACUUAAUGCGUGAACAGAAAUUUCCUAUGUGCAUCAAGAAAAACAUGAAAAUAUCCAGUGCAAACAUCGCUUCAGUGUGUCUCUCAAAUUUGAGCAAAACUGAAUGCAAGUGUGAGAAUCAAUACGCUUGGCCCUCUGAACAAUGCUUUAAACAUGGCGUUUGCGGCCACAGUCAAAAUGGUACGUGUGGAUGCAUCACUUCUCUUCCAACUGAAGGAGCGUUCUGCCGACCACCACCUGCUCCACUAAAGUCCUUCAAAUACACCAUUGACAUUAAAAUCAAUGCUUCACAAGAAGCCGUGGUAGAGCGCUUGAGGGCGUUGAUUCGUGGACAGAAAUUCCCCAUGUGUGUCAAGAAAGGCAUGAAAAUCUCCAGUGCAAACAUCAAUGCAGUGUGUCUCUCAAAUUCAAGCAAAACGGAGUGCAAGUGUGAGAAUCAAUACGCUUGGCCCUCUGAACAAUGCUCUAAACAUGGCGUUUGCGGCCAGAGUCAAAAUGGUACGUGUGGAUGCAUCACUUCUCUUUCAACUGAAGGAGCGUUCUGCCGGCCACCACCUGCUCUACUAAAGUCCUUCAAAUACACCAUUGACAUUAAAAUCAAUGCUUCACAAGAAGCUGUGAUAGAGCGCUUGAGGGCGUUGAUUCGUGGACAGAAAUACCCCAUGUGUGUCAAGACAGGCAUGAAAAUCUCCAGUGCAAACAUCAAUGCAGUGUGUCUCUCAAAUUCAAACAAAACUGAGUGCAAGUGUGAGAGUCAAUACGUUUGGCCCUCUGAACAAUGCUCUAAACAUGGCGUUUGCGGCCACAGUCAAAAUGGUACGUGUGGAUGCAUCACUUCUCUUCCAACUGAAGGAGCGUUCUGCCGGCCACCACCUGCUCCACUAAAGUCCUUCAAAUACACCAUUGACAUUAAAAUCAAUGCUUCAAAAGAAGCCGUGAUAGAGCGCUUGAGGGCGUUGAUUCGUGGACAGAAAUUCCCCAUUUGUGUCAAGAAAGGCAUGAAAAUCUCCAGUGCAAACAUCAAUGCAGUGUGUCUCUCAAAUUCAAGCAAAACUGAGUGCAAGUGUGAGAAUCAAUACGCUUGGCCCUCUGAACAAUGCUCUAAACAUGGCGUUUGUGGCCACAGUCAAAAUGGUACGUGUGGAUGCAUCACUUCUCUUCCAACUGAAGGAGCGUUCUGCCGACCACCACCUGCUCCACUAAAGUCCUUCAAAUACACCAUUGACAUUAAAAUCAAUGCUUCAAAAGAAGCCGUGAUAGAGCGCUUGAGGGUGUUGAUUCGUGGACAGAAAUUCCCCAUGUGUGUCAAGAAAGGCAUGAAAAUAUCCAGUGCAAACAUCAAUGCAGUGUGUCUCUCAAAUUCAAGCAAAACUGAGUGCAAGUGUGAGAAUCAAUACGUUUGGCCCUCUGAACAAUGCUCUAAACAUGGCGUUUGCGGCCACAGUCAAAAUGGUACGUGUGGAUGCAUCACUUCUCUUCCAACUGAAGGAGCGUUCUGCCGGCCACCACCUGCUCCACUAAAGUCCUUCAAAUACACCAUUGACAUUAAAAUCAAUGCUUCAAAAGAAGCUGUGAUAGAGCGCUUGAGGGCGUUGAUUCGUGGACAGAAAUUCCCCAUGUGUGUCAAGAAAGGCAUGAAAAUCUCCAGUGCAAACAUCAAUGCAGUGUGUCUCUCAAAUUCAAGCAAAACUGAGUGCAAGUGUGAGAAUCAAUACGUUUGGCCCUCUGAACAAUGCUCUAAACAUGGCGUUUGCGGCCACAGUCAAAAUGGUACGUGUGGAUGCAUCACUUCUCUUCCAACUGAAGGAGCGUUCUGCCGGCCACCACCUGCUCCACUAAAGUCCUUCAAAUACACCAUUGACAUUAAAAUCAAUGCUUCAAAAGAAGCCGUGAUAGAGCGCUUGAGGGCGUUGAUUCUUGGACAGAAAUUCCCCAUGUGUGUCAAGAAAGGCAUGAAAAUCUCCAGUGCAAACAUCAAUGCAGUGUGUCUCUCAAAUUCAAGCAAAACUGAGUGCAAGUGUGAGAAUCAAUACGUUUGGCCCUCUGAACAAUGCUCUAAACAUGGCGUUUGCGGCCACAGUCAAAAUGGUACGUGUGGAUGCAUCACUUCUCUUUCAACUGAAGGAGCGUUCUGCCGGCCACCACCUGCUCCACUAAAGUCCUUCAAAUACACCAUUGACAUUAAAAUCAAUGCUUCAAAUGAAGCCGUGAUAGAGCGCUUGAGGGCGUUGAUUCGUGGACAGAAAUUCCCCAUGUGUGUCAAGAAAGGCAUGAAAAUCUCCAGUGCAAACAUCACUGCAGUGUGUCUCUCAAAUUCAAACAAAACUGAGUGCAAGUGUGAGAAUCAAUACGUUUGGCCCUCUGAACAAUGCUCUAAACAUGGCGUUUGCGGCCACAGUCAAAAUGGUACGUGUGGAUGCAUCACUUCUCUUCCAACUGAAGGAGCGUUCUGCCGGCCACCACCUGCUCCACUAAAGUCCUUCAAAUACACCAUUGACAUUAAAAUCAAUGCUUCAAAAGAAGCCGUGAUAGAGCGCUUGAGGGCGUUGAUUCGUGGACAGAAAUUCCCCAUGUGUGUCAAGAAAGGCAUGAAAAUCUCCAGUGCAAACAUCAAUGCAGUGUGUCUCUCAAAUUCAAGCAAAACUGAGUGCAAGUGUGAGAGUCAAUACGUUUGGCCCUCUGAACAAUGCUUUAAACAUGGCGUUUGUGGCCACAGUCAAAAUGGUACGUGUGGAUGCAUCACUUCUCUUCCAACUGAAGGAGCGUUCUGCCGGCCACCACCUGCUCCACUAAAGUCCUUCAAAUACACCAUUGACAUUAAAAUCAAUGCUUCAAAUGAAGCCGUGAUAGAGCGCUUGAGGGCGUUGAUUCGUGGACAGAAAUUCCCCAUGUGUGUCAAGAAAGGCAUGAAAAUCUCCAGUGCAAACAUCAAUGCAGUGUGUCUCUCAAAUUCAAACAAAACUGAGUGCAAGUGUGAGAGUCAAUACGUUUGGCCCUCUGAACAAUGCUCUAAACAUGGCGUUUGCGGCCACAGUCAAAAUGGUACGUGUGGAUGCAUCACUUCUCUUCCAACUGAAGGAGCGUUCUGCCGACCACCACCUGCUCCACUAAAGUCCUUCAAAUACACCAUUGACAUUAAAAUCAAUGCUUCAAAUAAAGCCGUGAUAGAGCGCUUGAGGGUGUUGAUUCGUGGACAGAAAUUCCCCAUGUGUGUCAAGAAAGGCAUGAAAAUCUCCAGUGCAAACAUCAAUGCAGUGUGUCUGUCAAAUUCAAGCAAAACUGAGUGCAAGUGUGAGAAUCAAUACGUUUGGCCCUCUGAACAAUGCUUUAAACAUGGCGUUUGCGGCCACAGUCAAAAUGGUACGUGUGGAUGCAUCACUUCUCUUCCAACUGAAGGAGCGUUCUGCCGGCCACCACCUGCUCCACUAAAGUCCUUCAAAUACACCAUUGACAUUAAAAUCAAUGCUUCAAAUGAAGCCGUGAUAGAGCGCUUGAGGGCGUUGAUUCGUGGACAGAAAUUCCCCAUGUGUGUCAAGAAAGGCAUGAAAAUCUCCAGUGCAAACAUCAAUGCAGUGUGUCUCUCAAAUUCAAACAAAACUGAGUGCAAGUGUGAGAGUCAAUACGUUUGGCCCUCUGAACAAUGCUCUAAACAUGGCGUUUGCGGCCACAGUCAAAAUGGUACGUGUGGAUGCAUCACUUCUCUUCCAACUGAAGGAGCGUUCUGCCAACCACCACCUGCUCCACUAAAGUCCUUCAAAUACACCAUUGACAUUAAAAUCAAUGCUUCAAAAGAAGCCGUGAUAGAGCGCUUGAGGGCGUUGAUUCGUGGACAGAAAUUCCCCAUGUGUGUCAAGAAAGGCAUGAAAAUCUCCAGUGCAAACAUCAAUGCAGUGUGUCUCUCAAAUUCAAACAAAACUGAGUGCAAGUGUGAGAAUCAAUACGUUUGGCCCUCUGAACAAUGCUCUAAACAUGGCGUUUGUGGCCACAGUCAAAAUGGUACGUGUGGAUGCAUCACUUCUCUUCCAACUGAAGGAGCGUUCUGCCGGCCACCACCUGCUCCACUAAAGUCCUUCAAAUACACCAUUGACAUUAAAAUCAAUGCUUCAAAAGAAGCCGUGAUAGAGCGCUUGAGGGCGUUGAUUCGUGGACAGAAAUUCCCCAUUUGUGUCAAGAAAGGCAUGAAAAUCUCCAGUGCAAACAUCAAUGCAGUGUGUCUCUCAAAUUCAAGCAAAACUGAGUGCAAGUGUGAGAGUCAAUACGUUUGGCCCUCUGAACAAUGCUUUAAACAUGGCGUUUGCGGCCACAGUCAAAAUGGUACGUGUGGAUGCAUCACUUCUCUUCCAACUGAAGGAGCGUUCUGCCAACCACCACCUGCUCCACUAAAGUCCUUCAAAUACACCAUUGACAUUAAAAUCAAUGCUUCAAAUGAAGCCGUGAUAGAGCGCUUGAGGGCGUUGAUUCGUGGACAGAAAUUCCCCAUGUGUGUCAAGAAAGGCAUGAAAAUCUCCAGUGCAAACAUCAAUGCAGUGUGUCUCUCAAAUUCAAACAAAACUGAGUGCAAGUGUGAGAGUCAAUACGUUUGGCCCUCUGAACAAUGCUCUAAACAUGGCGUUUGCGGCCACAGUCAAAAUGGUACGUGUGGAUGCAUCACUUCUCUUCCAACUGAAGGAGCGUUCUGCCGACCAACACCUGCUCCACUAAAGUCCUUCAAAUACACCAUUGACAUUAAAAUCAAUGCUUCAAAUGAAGCCGUGGUAGAGCGCUUGAGGGCGUUGAUUCGUGGACAGAAAUUCCCCAUUUGUGUCAAGAAAGGCAUGAAAAUCUCCAGUGCAAACAUCAAUGCAGUGUGUCUGUCAAAUUCAAGCAAAACUGAGUGCAAGUGUGAGAAUCAAUACGUUUGGCCCUCUGAACAAUGCUCUAAACAUGGCGUUUGCGGCCACAGUCAAAAUGGUACGUGUGGAUGCAUCACUUCUCUUCCAACUGAAGGAGCGUUCUGCCGGCCACCACCUGCUCCACUAAAGUCCUUCAAAUACACCAUUGACAUUAAAAUCAAUGCUUCAAAAGAAGCCGUGAUAGAGCGCUUGAGGGCGUUGAUUCGUGGACAGAAAUUCCCCAUUUGUGUCAAGAAAGGCAUGAAAAUCUCCAGUGCAAACAUCAAUGCAGUGUGUCUCUCAAAUUCAAGCAAAACUGAGUGCAAGUGUGAGAGUCAAUACGUUUGGCCCUCUGAACAAUGCUUUAAACAUGGCGUUUGCGGCCACAGUCAAAAUGGUACGUGUGGAUGCAUCACUUCUCUUCCAACUGAAGGAGCGUUCUGCCGACCACCACCUGCUCCACUAAAGUCCUUCAAAUACACCAUUGACAUUAAAAUCAAUGCUUCAAAUGAAGCCGUGAUAGAGCGCUUGAGGGCGUUGAUUCGUGGACAGAAAUUCCCCAUGUGUGUCAAGAAAGGCAUGAAAAUCUCCAGUGCAAACAUCACUGCAGUGUGUCUCUCAAAUUCAAACAAAACUGAGUGCAAGUGUGAGAGUCAAUACGUUUGGCCCUCUGAACAAUGCUUUAAACAUGGCGUUUGUGGCCACAGUCAAAAUGGUACGUGUGGAUGCAUCACUUCUCUUCCAACUGAAGGAGCGUUCUGCCGACCAACACCUGCUCCACUAAAGUCCUUCAAAUACACCAUUGACAUUAAAAUCAAUGCUUCAAAUGAAGCCGUGAUAGAGCGCUUGAGGGCGUUGAUUCGUGGACAGAAAUUCCCCAUUUGUGUCAAGAAAGGCAUGAAAAUCUCCAGUGCAAACAUCACUGCAGUGUGUCUGUCAAAUUCAAACAAAACGGAGUGCAAGUGUGAGAAUCAAUACGUUUGGCCCUCUGAACAAUGCUUUAAACAUGGCGUUUGUGGCCACAGUCAAAAUGGUACGUGUGGAUGCAUCACUUCUCUUCCAACUGAAGGAGCGUUCUGCCGACCACCACCUGCUCCACUAAAGUCCUUCAAAUACACCAUUGACAUUAAAAUCAAUGCUUCAAAUGAAGCCGUGAUAGAGCGCUUGAGGGCGUUGAUUCGUGGACAGAAAUUCCCCAUGUGUGUCAAGAAAGGCAUGAAAAUCUCCAGUGCAAACAUCAAUGCAGUGUGUCUGUCAAAUUCAAGCAAAACUGAGUGCAAGUGUGAGAAUCAAUACGUUUGGCCCUCUGAACAAUGCUCUAAACAUGGCGUUUGCGGCCACAGUCAAAAUGGUACGUGUGGAUGCAUCACUUCUCUUCCAACUGAAGGAGCGUUCUGCCGACCACCACCUGCUCCACUAAAGUCCUUCAAAUACACCAUUGACAUUAAAAUUAAUGCUUCAAAAGAAGCUGUGAUAGAGCGCUUGAGGGUGUUGAUUCGUGGACAGAAAUUCCCCAUUUGUGUCAAGAAAGGCAUGAAAAUCUCCAGUGCAAACAUCAAUGCAGUGUGUCUCUCAAAUUCAAGCAAAACUGAGUGCAAGUGUGAGAGUCAAUACGUUUGGCCCUCUGAACAAUGCUUUAAACAUGGCGUUUGCGGCCACAGUCAAAAUGGUACAUGUGGAUGCAUCACUUCUCUUCCAACUGAAGGAGCGUUCUGCCAACCACCACCUGCUCCACUAAAGUCCUUCAAAUACACCAUUGACAUUAAAAUCAAUGCUUCAAAAGAAGCCGUGAUAGAGCGCUUGAGGGCGUUGAUUCGUGGACAGAAAUUCCCCAUGUGUGUCAAGAAAGGCAUGAAAAUCUCCAGUGCAAACAUCACUGCAGUGUGUCUGUCAAAUUCAAACAAAACGGAGUGCAAGUGUGAGAAUCAAUACGUUUGGCCCUCUGAACAAUGCUUUAAACAUGGCGUUUGUGGCCACAGUCAAAAUGGUACGUGUGGAUGCAUCACUUCUCUUCCAACUGAAGGAGCGUUCUGCCGACCAACACCUGCUCCACUAAAGUCCUUCAAAUACACCAUUGACAUUAAAAUCAAUGCUUCAAAUGAAGCCGUGAUAGAGCGCUUGAGGGCGUUGAUUCGUGGACAGAAAUUCCCCAUUUGUGUCAAGAAAGGCAUGAAAAUCUCCAGUGCAAACAUCAAUGCAGUGUGUCUCUCAAAUUCAAACAAAACUGAGUGCAAGUGUGAGAAUCAAUACGUUUGGCCCUCUGAACAAUGCUCUAAACAUGGCGUUUGCGGCCACAGUCAAAAUGGUACGUGUGGAUGCAUCACUUCUCUUCCAACUGAAGGAGCGUUCUGCCGGCCACCACCUGCUCCACUAAAGUCCUUCAAAUACACAAUUGACAUUAAAAUCAAUGCUUCAAAAGAAGCCGUGGUAGAGCGCUUGAGGGCGUUGAUUCAUGGACAGAAAUUCCCCAUGUGUGUCAAGAAAGGCAUGAAAAUCUCCAGUGCAAACAUCACUACAGUGUGUCUCUCAAAUUCAAGCAAAACUGAGUGCAAGUGUGAGAGUCAAUACGUUUGGCCCUCUGAACAAUGCUCUAAACAUGGCGUUUGCGGCCACAGUCAAAAUGGUACGUGUGGAUGCAUCACUUCUCUUCCAACUGAAGGAGCGUUCUGCCGACCACCACCUGCUCCACUAAAGUCCUUCAAAUACACCAUUGACAUUAAAAUCAAUGCUUCAAAAGAAGCCGUGAUAGAGCGCUUGAGGGCGUUGAUUCGUGGACAGAAAUUCCCCAUUUGUGUCAAGAAAGGCAUGAAAAUCUCCAGUGCAAACAUCAAUGCAGUGUGUCUCUCAAAUUCAAGCAAAACUGAGUGCAAGUGUGAGAGUCAAUACGUUUGGCCCUCUGAACAAUGCUUUAAACAUGGCGUUUGCGGCCACAGUCAAAAUGGUACGUGUGGAUGCAUCACUUCUCUUCCAACUGAAGGAGCGUUCUGCCGACCACCACCUGCUCCACUAAAGUCCUUCAAAUACACCAUUGACAUUAAAAUCAAUGCUUCAAAAGAAGCCGUGAUAGAGCGCUUGAGGGCGUUGAUUCGUGGACAGAAAUUCCCCAUGUGUGUCAAGAAAGGCAUGAAAAUCUCCAGUGCAAACAUCAAUGCAGUGUGUCUCUCAAAUUCAAGCAAAACUGAGUGCAAGUGUGAGAAUCAAUACGUUUGGCCCUCUGAACAAUGCUCUAAACAUGGCGUUUGUGGCCACAGUCAAAAUGGUACGUGUGGAUGCAUCACUUCUCUUCCAACUGAAGGAGCGUUCUGCCGACCACCACCUGCUCCACUAAAGUCCUUCAAAUACACCAUUGACAUUAAAAUCAAUGCUUCAAAUGAAGCCGUGAUAGAGCGCUUGAGGGCGUUGAUUCUUGGACAGAAAUUCCCCAUGUGUGUCAAGAAAGGCAUGAAAAUCUCCAGUGCAAACAUCAAUGCAGUGUGUCUCUCAAAUUCAAGCAAAACUGAGUGCAAGUGUGAGAGUCAAUACGUUUGGCCCUCUGAACAAUGCUUUAAACAUGGCGUUUGUGGCCACAGUCAAAAUGGUACGUGUGGAUGCAUCACUUCUCUUCCAACUGAAGGAGCGUUCUGCCGACCAACACCUGGCUGUCCUUCCAUACCUUCAACCAAAAUCCCAAACACAAGUGUAUCUUCAACAUCUACACCAUCAGUGCCAACAACAAACAAUACAGAUGUUACAAGCCGACCAACCCUAAUCACAAACACAGCUGACAGUACAACAAUAACAAGCAAUAUUAGUACAACAAUGAUAGCUGACAGUACAAACAAUAACACAUCUACUCCAACAGUAGAAACAACAAAGUUUACUAUCCCUUCAGCUCCAAACACAACUGAGAGCACAACAGCCGUGACAAUUGCUCAGAUGUCUACCUCAACAAUGACAAGUGCUCUGAUGUCUACCUCAACAACAGUAACAAGUCAAGCUACCACAACAAAAACCAACAACAACAAAAGCAACAACAACUCUACCAACAACAAAACCAAUAACAUCAAAGCCACGAGCAACACCGGUAACAAUACCAGCAGCAACAACAACAACAACACCACUGUUUGUAAAACGUCAGUUAUCACUGUCAAUAGACGAGAUUUUUGAUCUAAGCCUGAAUAAUCAGAACAGUGGCAAAUUCAAGGAAUACAAAUCAAAUAUUGAGAAAGCAAUCAAUAACAGCUUCAAGAAAGUAAAAGGUUUCAUUUCUUCUACUGUCACUGGUUUUAGGCCUGGGAGUGUGAUCGUAGACUUCUUUAUUACAUCAGUUGAGGUGAUACCGAUUACUGAGGAGAUAAACCAAGCAAUUUUCACCAACAUGAAAGACGUCAACAAUUUCAAAGUUGAUCCAACUUCAAUCGCUGAAACUGGUAA